Molecule: messenger RNA, 786 nt
Organism: Brenthis ino (lesser marbled fritillary)
Lineage: Eukaryota; Metazoa; Arthropoda; Insecta; Lepidoptera; Nymphalidae
Source: the annotation of a GenBank genome assembly
AUGAUGAAAUAUUCAACAUCACCUACACCUUCUACUUCGAGCUACCCCAGAAGUACCUCACCACUACCAGCUCCAGCCAAUUAUCAGCCCACAACAGCCAGUGCUGCUGUAAAACGAUACAAAUAUCUUAGACGUCUAUUCAAAUUCAACCAAAUGGACUUUGAAUUUGCAGCUUGGCAAAUGGUAUACCUGUUUGUAUCACCACAGAAAGUGUUUAGGAACUUUAACUAUAGGAAACAUACAAAAUCACAAUUUGCAAGAGAUGACCCAGCUUUUUUAGUCCUAUUAAGUGUAUGGUUAUUCUUGUCUUCUGUGUGCUUCGCCUUAGCUAUGAGCUUGAACUGGACACAAAUAACUCUAUUUGUUCUUUUUGUGGUAUUUGUCGACUUUAUUGGAGCUGGCAUCAUCGUUUCAACAAUUUUUUGGUAUAUAAGUAAUAAAUACUUAGCUGUAGACGGAGCAGUAGGUGACGUGGAGUGGGGCUAUGCUUUUGAUAUCCACAUCAAUGCUUUCUUCCCGCCUUUGUCUUUACUACACUUCUUUCAAAUACUAUUAUUCAAUAAUCUACCAGUCCUGUCGUGCCUGGUGGCCAACACAUUCUGGCUGGCAUCCACCAUAUAUUACAUGUACAUCACAUUCUUAGGAUAUAGCAAUUUGCCAAUGAUCAAAAACGCAAGAGUGUUUCUACUUCCAGUGCCAGGUCUGAUCCUCUUAUACAUUGGCACAGUAAUAGCGGACUUCAAUCUAAGCAGUAUGCUGAUGGACUUCUAUAAAUACAGAAUACUA